AGGUUGAAAUCAAAACGUUUAGUGGAGUUCCAAAAAGCGUUGAGUAAUAUUCCGUCGAACAAAUCCACUCAACAACAACAAUUUCUGUCGAGGCGAGUGUAUCGAAACAGUGCUGCGCGAGAUUCGGAUGAUAGGAAAGAGGAGAAACAAUUGACGGAAUGUGAUUUUGAGUCGUUGCAUGAAGGGCCAAACGAAGACGUUUAUAUUGUGGGUAAAGUGUGCGGAAUUGUACCGAACCCAGAUACUGUUCCAUUGUGA
Anisakis simplex (herring worm) is the source of this 258-nucleotide messenger RNA. The record is from the annotation of a GenBank genome assembly. NCBI's taxonomy places the organism in Eukaryota, Metazoa, Nematoda, Chromadorea, Rhabditida, Anisakidae.